Messenger RNA from Pecten maximus, 1038 nucleotides. Its product is annotated as short-chain collagen C4-like. The record is from RefSeq and is a predicted model, not a curated record. Bases 64 to 828 code for a protein of 254 amino acids. The transcript is spliced from 3 exons. NCBI's taxonomy places the organism in Eukaryota, Metazoa, Mollusca, Bivalvia, Pectinida, Pectinidae.
AGUCCUAUAAAGAAAACUUUCCGUGAAUCUAUUAUUAAACUCAUACUGCCCGAUUCCGCCAUAAUGUACUAUUAUGUUAUUGCAUUGUCCGUUGUGUGUUUCUUCUGUCCGACGUCCGCCAAGGAUCGGCGUAUUUUGAUGAGCGACCCCGCCUAUGUGGCACAGGAAUUAAACCACCUACAGUCCGAGUUACAACAGCUUCAGGCAAAGGUUUCCACCCAACAACAAACCAUAGACAGCCAGCAGUCGACCAUCACUACACUGACCAGUCAAGGUGGGCAAGGCGUCAUAUACACCAGGUGGGGCAGAAAGGAUUGUCCGGAGGGAAAUGGCAACCAACUCGUCUACACUGGUUUCGCUGGUGGAUCCUGGUACAGUGCCAGUGGUGCCGCCGCCACAACUCUGUGUAUGCCCUCGGACCCUAUAUGGGGACCACAUAAGAACGCGACGCUCACGUAUCCAUCCUAUUUGUACGGUGCCGAGUAUGAUGAUACUACGAUUUUCGGUAUGGCCGAUUUAAAUGAAGACGUUCCGUGUGCCGUGUGCAAAAACACGGCACAUUCGAUCAUCAACAUGAUUCCCGGUCGGACCACGUGCUACCCUGGGUGGACAGAGGCCUAUGAAGGCCUUCUAACAUCCGGGUACCCAAAAAAUGCUGGUGCAAGUGAAUUCCUCUGUAUGGAUGGACAUCCCCAGGCCGUACUUGGUGGAGGAAGCAGGAACGAUAACGGGCUUCUAUUCUAUGCCGUUCUGGCUCAGUGUGGAUCACUACCAUGUCCGCCUUAUGAGGACAAUAAAGUAUUGUCUUGUGUCGUGUGUAUGAUAUAAAAUAAAUGUAUAUGACGGAAUAUUUGAUAUCGUUAUGCACAGGGACUUGGCACGAAUCUAUAAUAUAUUUUUAUCAAUGUGAGUGAGUUGAUAAUUCGUCCCUGAACUCACGUGUACAAGCCUUGUCUGUCAAUACACCCAUCUGUUUGUGGUUCACUUGCAAUGGGGCGGGAUCAUAGCUAGCCGCACAUCACAGAACAUGGUAUUCAG